AUGUACAAACUUCAAAACCCUCAACCAACCUCUCACAAUUACUCACAACUCACAAACCACCUAUCAAUCAUGUCUCCUGCAACCAAUCAAGUCGUUUGCGUCACUGGCGCCGCUGGAUUCAUCGCCUCGUGGAUUGUCAAAUUGCUCCUGGAGAAAGGCUAUGUUGUCCGAGGGACCGUUAGAAAUCCAGACGAUUCGAAGAAUAAUCAUUUGAGAGAGCUUGAAGGAGCAAAGGAAAGAUUAACUCUAUACAAAGCCGAUCUUCUAGAUCUCGAAAGCUUGUGUGAAGCCAUCAACGGUUGUGAGGGUGUUUUCCACACUGCUUCUCCUGUCACUGAUGAUCCUGAACAAAUGAUGGAGCCCGCGGUGAUGGGAACAAGGAAUGUAAUGGUGGCUGCGGCUGAAGCUAAAGUCCGGCGAGUGGUUUUCACAUCGUCAGUUGGAGCGGUGUACAUGGAUCCGAAUCGGAGUCCUGAUGUUGUUGUUGAUGAGAGCUGCUGGAGUGACCUUCAAUUCUGCAAGAACACUAAGAACUGGUAUUGCUAUGGAAAAGUUGUGGCGGAACAGGCUGCAUGGGACGAGGCAAAAGCAAGAGGGGUUGACUUGGUUGUAGUGAAUCCGGGGUUGGUCAUAGGACCACUUUUGCAACCUACGGUCAAUGCCAGCAUUAUACAUAUCUUAAAGUAUCUAACGGGGUCGGCAAAGACCUACGCUAAUGCGGUCCAAGCGUACGUUGACGUACGAGAUGUGGCAUUGACGCACAUAAUACUCUUUGAGACUCCCUCGACUUUUGGUCGGUAUCUUUGUGCUGAAAGUAUGCUACAUCGCGGAGAAGUGGUUGAGAUUUUGGCUAAAUAUUUUCCGGAAUACCCGAUUCCCACCAAGUGUAAAGAUGAGACAAAACCACGAGCAAGGCCAUACAAAUACUCAAUCCAAAAGUUGAAGGAUUUAGGUGUUAAAUUUAUACCGAUAAAAGAAAGUUUAUAUGACACGGUUAAGAAUUUACAAGAGAAUGGUCAUCUCCCGAUGCAACCAACCCAGACUGGUGACUAAUUCCAUAUUUAAUCCUAGUAGUUUGAUUUAAUUAAGUUUUAUAUUGAA
Molecule: messenger RNA, 1101 nt
Organism: Helianthus annuus (common sunflower)
Lineage: Eukaryota; Viridiplantae; Streptophyta; Magnoliopsida; Asterales; Asteraceae
Product: cinnamoyl-CoA reductase 2
Exons: 5
Coding region: 1-1053 (350 amino acids)
Molecular function (GO): oxidoreductase activity, acting on the CH-OH group of donors, NAD or NADP as acceptor
Source: RefSeq, a predicted model, not a curated record